Molecule: messenger RNA, 2037 nt
Organism: Penicillium egyptiacum
Lineage: Eukaryota; Fungi; Ascomycota; Eurotiomycetes; Eurotiales; Aspergillaceae
Source: the annotation of a GenBank genome assembly
AUGGGCCGCCGCUCUCGUAAAGCAAACUUCGAGUCCUCUAGCGAAAGCGAUGAUUCUGAGCGAGAAGGCAUUGCAGACUGUGGAUCCGAUACUGAUUUGACAGAACCUGAGGAUGAGGCAGAUCAACCAUGUAAUGCUGGCGAUGCGAGCUUACUCUUCGCUGAUAAUGAGCACUCGCCGGAGUUCUGUCAUUUUAUUCGGAAAGAUCCCAACGAGGAAUACCGCCGCCUAUCCAUCCCGAUUUUAUAUAGCUUUCUUGAAUGGGCUCUCAAUUUACGACGCGGUAAAAAUGGAAGAAGACUUCCAGGAAUUAAGUGUAAAAGCUCCCUGGACAUAUUCUGGAAAGUAUUUCGGCUAGUUUUCGAACGGUCCACUUCAAAGAAGAUUGGAAAUCAGAUGAAUCGUCGGAUGCGUCGAGUGAUCCGACGAUUGGCCAAAAAGUAUAAGUUGUCAAUCAAAGGGCGAGAUAAGCCUCCUAUGGAUGUUGAGGAUCUGGCAAAAGUCGUAGAGACCACUGUCAGUACAACAGAGAAAAAAUUCGGACAUGGCCGCCACCGUAUUGAGCUCGGUCUUUUCUUGCAACUCGCAGGCCUCACAACAAACCGUCCACAAGCCAUCCUCGAUCUGCGAUAUCGCCACAUCCAAGUCAGUCUUCUCCGCGACCCGCAGGGCGGCCCACAUCGAAUUGUGGUGGAGUUCACCUUUGAGUUCACCAAGGAGUGGCUAGGUGCUAAAGACGCAAACACUUACAUCCUCCCCGAAAUCAUCUUCGAUCCUUCAUUAGUGCUCAGUCCGCAUGUCUUCCUGUUGGGCCUUCUUUUUGCAGACCGUGCAUUCGCCCGUGUUGAUGGCGAGGAAGUACUGGUUCUUGCAAGCCAGCUUCCUGGACUUCGAAUUCGCGACGAGUGUAACGAACUACGGCUACAGCUUGACCCGGCGAUGGAUGAUGUGCCGGUAUUUCGGAUGUCGGAACGGACUUUGAAUGGGAUUGGCAUCUCACCCGACAAACCUCUCCCUUACUCAACCCUGGAACCAUGGGUCAAGAAGAUUGGCGUGAUCACAGGUAUUCGGCAAGUUACACGCCCCUACAGCCUACGCUAUGGGGCAGGCACAGCUUUGGACAAUAGUGGUUCCGUCAGCGACUCCCUCCGCAACCUUGUGAUGCAUCACGCUGAUACGCGGACAUUUUUGAAAUUCUACCUAAGUAGAAGAAUCUCCAAGAAUUUGCCCGCCAUCAUUCGUGGCCUGGACCCAGAAGAAGAUAUUAUGCGCGCUGCUUGCCGAAUGAGCCGAACUAUCGACCCGGACCGCCCGCAGGAGCUAACAACGGAGCAAUCUUGCUCCGUGAAUCAAGAGCCGGAAAUACUAAACUUAAUGCGCCGGCGGGAUGAGAUCAGUCGAUCUCUUGAGCGUCCUCUGUCAAAAAACAAAGGCACACCAGAGUACGAUUUAUACAGGAAACUGAAUCAGGAGAUAACGGGAGCCAGGAAGCGCGCACAGCAUAAACUCCUUGUGCAGAUGCAAAACAAAUAUGACCGAGAACAGCCUAUGUUAGAGAUCAAGCGCCAAUUGUCCGGGAUUGGGCCAACUGAAUCUUCAAUGGCCGCUUAUUGUCAAUUUCAGGAGGGCGACACCUGCCGUUUACCGCGGAAUAAAAGAUCAGAAGACCCUGGAAAACACGUCGAGGUCCAUGAUCAACGUCAGCUGGAAAAUGAAGUGAUGGACAGCACCUGCCAACCAGAAACCCCCCUUGAAAUUGCUCUUCGAUCUGCUAUGAAGGAUCAUCGACCCUUAUUCUGCUUUAUUUGUGUGGGUCAGCCGGACCUAGACCCUCCAAAGCGUGCUCAGAAAUUUGCCUCUCACGGGGAUGUCACCAAACACAUCAAAAGAAAACAUCUGAAAAAGGUGAAGCCGAGCGAGAUGAUUGCGUGCAAUAUUUGUGAUGAAACGUUCUCAGAAAUCAUGCAUUUUCAGCGACAUGCCAGUGAUUCUCACAAGACUGUGACGGGACCUCUGUGGUGCGCAGUUUCUAGCUGA